GUCCAUGGAGCUGCCAGUGUUGGUGGGGGACCUGAAGCUGGUCAUCAACGAGCCCAGUCGCCUGCCGCUGUUUGAUGCCAUCCGGCCCCUCAUUCCCCUCAAACACCAGGUGGAGUACGACCUGCUCACCCCCAAGAGGUCACGUAAGUUGAAGGAGGUGCGUCUGGAUCGUACUCAUCCUGAGGGUCUGGGUCUGAGUGUGAGAGGGGGCCUGGAGUUCGGCUGUGGUCUCUUCAUCUCACAGAUCGUCAAGGAUGGACAAGCUGGAAACAGUGGCCUGCAGAUGGGAGAUGAGAUUGUCCGCAUCAAUGGAUACGCCAUCUCUUCCUGUAUCCACGAGGAAGUCAUCAACCUCAUCAAGACCAAGAAAAUCGUGUCGCUCAAAGUCAGGCAGGUUGGGAUGAUACCAGUGAAGAGUUCCACAGAGGAGCCUCUGAAGUGGCAGUUCGUGGACCAAUUUGUGUCUGAUUCUGGG
Messenger RNA from Salvelinus sp. IW2-2015, 475 nucleotides. Its product is annotated as harmonin-like. The transcript is spliced from 5 exons. Gene Ontology annotation, biological process: inner ear receptor cell stereocilium organization; sensory perception of sound; retinal cone cell development. The record is from RefSeq and is a predicted model, not a curated record. Gene Ontology annotation, molecular function: protein binding. Lineage: Eukaryota; Metazoa; Chordata; Actinopteri; Salmoniformes; Salmonidae. Gene Ontology annotation, cellular component: cilium; stereocilia ankle link complex; stereocilium tip. The annotation marks the transcript as partial.